AUGAACUCAUCAAAUGGUAAGUCGGUAAAGGAAAUACCACAAAAGUCAGAACAUGUGUAUCAGCUGAAGCAAAAGGGCGCAUCCGAAUUUACGCUGUUCAGUUUUAGUAGCUUACUUCUUGCAACUAACAACUUUGAUGCAACAAAUAAACUUGGCCAAGGAGGGUUUGGACCCGUUUUUAAGGGAAUGCUGAAUGAUGGAAAGGAGAUAGCUGUCAAAAGACUUUCCAGUAGCUCAGGCCAAGGCAUGGAUGAGUUUAAGAAUGAGAUCGUUCUAAUAUCGAAACUUCAGCAUCGAAAUCUGGUCAGACUCAUGGGCUGCUGCGUCGAAGGAGAAGAAAAGAUUUUAGUAUACGAAUACUUGUCAAACAAAAGCUUAGAUUCCUUUCUGUUUGAUUCAAAAAGGAAAGCAGAACUCAACUGGGAUACACGUUUUCGCAUCAUUCAAGGGAUUGCGAGUGGGCUCCUGUAUCUGCAUCGCGAUUCUUACCUUCGAGUUAUCCAUCGAGAUUUGAAGGCAAGCAAUAUUCUCUUGGAUGAGAAAAUGAACCCAAGAAUUUCGGACUUUGGGCUGGCGCGGAUCUUCGAAGGCACUCAAGUUUUGCUAAAUACUCACAAAGUUGUAGGAACACUAGGAUAUAUGUCUCCUGAGUACAUCAUGGGAGGGAUAUUUUCUGAGAAAUCCGAUGUUUAUAGCUUUGGGGUGUUGCUACUUGAGAUCGUUGUCGGCAAAAAGAACACGAGCUUAUACUACCGUGGCCAGCAUUUCAAUCUUCUUUCCUAUGCAUGGCAACUGUGGAGUGAAGAUAGAGGACCAGACCUAAGGGAUGAAGCUAUAGUUAAUACUUGUCCGCCAUCAGAAGCAAUGAGAUGCAUUCAGGUGGGGCUUCUCUGUGUGCAGGACCAAAUGACGGACCUACCCAACAUGCUAUCCGUAGUUCGGAUGCUGAGCGGUGAGUCAGAUCUUCCUCAGCCGAGACCUCCAACGUUCACCUUCCAAAGGGGAAAUCCAAGUCAAGAUAAGGAGGCACAAGGGGAAAGUAUUUUUUCCAUGAACACCAUGACGAAUUCUGUGGUGGAAGGAAGAUGA
Messenger RNA from Eucalyptus grandis, 1089 nucleotides. RefSeq names its product G-type lectin S-receptor-like serine/threonine-protein kinase At1g61490. Gene Ontology annotation, biological process: protein phosphorylation. Bases 1 to 1089 code for a protein of 362 amino acids. Gene Ontology annotation, molecular function: protein kinase activity; ATP binding. The record is from RefSeq and is a predicted model, not a curated record. The transcript has 6 exons. Lineage: Eukaryota; Viridiplantae; Streptophyta; Magnoliopsida; Myrtales; Myrtaceae.